Molecule: messenger RNA, 3510 nt
Organism: Rattus norvegicus (Norway rat)
Lineage: Eukaryota; Metazoa; Chordata; Mammalia; Rodentia; Muridae
Gene: Foxf2
Product: forkhead box F2
Biological process (GO): regulation of DNA-templated transcription; morphogenesis of an epithelium; system development
Cellular component (GO): nucleus
Molecular function (GO): DNA binding; DNA-binding transcription factor activity; sequence-specific DNA binding
Source: RefSeq, marked validated
AGAGAGAGGAGCACUCCUGAAAGAAGACGACGGGCUAGUCCCCGGGGUCCGGGCUGAGAUCUUGGCUCGAGGGCGCAACUGUCCGGCCCCAGGCAGCGUCGCCUCGGUGGCUUAGGAGACGGUUGCGCAAGGCGCGGGCCGGAGGCUCGGAAGAGGGAUGCGCGGGGCGUUGCCUUCGACCCGCCGCCGCCGCCCGAAGCCCCAGAAGAGCUGAGGGAGGCGACGCCGAAGCGCUGGCCCGCAGUGGCCCCGGCUGCAGCGCGGCCGGCGCAGUAGGGCACUCACUCGGUUUGUGGACCGACCCGGCUCCGGCGCCGCCAAUCUCCGUCCGGGGUCCACCCCCCAGGCCGGGCCUUGCUCCCGGCUCCCAGAUGAGCACCGAGGGCGGGCCUCCGCCACCCCCGCCGCGCCCGCCGCCUGCCCCACUCCGCCGCGCGUGCAGCCCGGCGCCCGGCGCGCUCCAGGCCGCCUUGAUGAGCCCGCCACCCGCCGCCACCCUGGAGUCCACCUCGUCGUCGUCCUCUUCAUCCUCUGCUUCCUGUGCCUCGUCUUCUUCCAACUCGGUCAGCGCCUCGGCGGGUGCUUGCAAGAGUGCGGCGAGCAGCGGCGGCACAGGCGCUGGGAGUGGGGGCACUAAGAAGGCGACCUCCGGGCUGCGACGGCCAGAGAAGCCUCCUUACUCGUACAUCGCGCUCAUCGUCAUGGCCAUACAGAGCUCGCCCAGCAAACGCCUGACGCUCAGCGAGAUCUACCAGUUCCUGCAGGCGCGCUUCCCUUUUUUCCGUGGCGCCUACCAGGGCUGGAAGAACUCUGUGCGCCACAACCUCUCGCUUAACGAAUGCUUCAUCAAGCUGCCCAAGGGCCUCGGGCGACCGGGCAAGGGCCACUACUGGACCAUCGACCCGGCCAGCGAGUUCAUGUUCGAGGAGGGUUCGUUCCGCCGGCGUCCGCGCGGCUUCAGGCGGAAGUGCCAGGCUCUCAAACCCAUGUACCAUCGCGUGGUGAGCGGCUUGGGCUUCGGGGCCUCGCUACUGCCCCAGGGCUUCGACUUCCAAGCGCCCCCGUCAGCGCCCCUGGGUUGCCACGGCCAGGGCGGCUAUGGUGGCCUCGACAUGAUGCCCGCAGGGUAUGAUACAGGGGCGGGUGCUCCGGGCCACGCGCACCCACACCACCUCCACCACCAUCACGUCCCCCACAUGUCGCCCAACCCGGGCUCCACCUAUAUGGCCAGCUGCCCGGUACCCGCAGGUCCUGCGGGCGUCGGUGCGGCAGCGGGUGGCGGCGGUGGCGGCGGUGACUAUGGGCCGGACAGCAGCAGCAGCCCUGUGCCCUCAUCCCCGGCCAUGGCAAGCGCCAUCGAGUGCCAUUCGCCCUAUACUAGCCCUGCGGCACAUUGGAGCUCGCCUGGCGCUUCACCUUACCUCAAGCAGCCGCCUGCCCUGACGCCAAGCAGUAAUCCCGCGGCCUCUGCUGGUCUGCAUCCCAGCAUGUCUUCCUACUCUUUGGAACAGAGCUACUUGCACCAGAACGCCCGGGAGGAUCUCUCAGUGGGACUGCCCCGUUACCAGCAUCACUCCACUCCAGUGUGUGACAGAAAAGAUUUCGUCCUCAAUUUCAAUGGCAUUUCUUCUUUCCACCCCUCCGCUAGUGGCUCUUAUUAUCACCAUCACCACCAGAGCGUGUGCCAAGAUAUUAAGCCCUGUGUUAUGUGAAUGAACAGAGGCCUUGAAGGCCGUUCUCCCUCUUCUGCCCUUUCCUCCUCUCCCCUCCGAGAGGGGCAGCUACAGACUCACACACUGUGCACGAGGAUAGCAGUAAGUAGCACACCCAUCACUUAGACAAAUACCCAGAGGAGUCCUGCUCACCGAUGUUUGCCACCCGUGGAAGAGGAAACCUUUCAAAGGGCAAUACCCCAGAAGAGGGACAGACAGAGGAGGUUACUCCAUGUAAGACAUAUGUUACUAUAUGGAAGACAUAAAACUUUUCAGUUCUGGGGUGGCCACUGCAUUCACUGAUCAGGGUCUGAAAAGGGAGGUGUGUGUGUGUGUGUGUGUGUGUGUGUGUGUGUGUGUGUGUGUGUGUGUGUGUUGGGUGUGCAUUUCAAACUUGUAGUGCUAAAAGCACAGCAUUUCAAGAAAGCCUCUAGUUCCCUGGCCCGGUAGGAGGUCUCUCCCACCCCCAGCCCCCCAACACUCCCUUCGGAUACAGGUGCCAAAGAACUUUGUGAAGAAAUGAAGAACCAAUCGUCUGGGUUAAGAAAGUGGCUCUCAGUAUUGCGACAGUACAACAUUUUUUACAAGGUUGUUUUUCUACCACCGUAUUUUUAAAGUAUUUUUAUGAUCUUCGUAUACUCACUUCGCUUGUAUUGUAAAAGGAGGGUAUAUUUGCACUUAUAUAUACUUUUACAGUUUGCCAAGAUAUUUUGAUGUAAGUUUCUUUUUUUUUUCAAUAAAACGUGUAUAAUGAGUAGUUGUUCUAGGGACCCUUUCCUCUGCAGACUCCCUUUCAUGGCCACACCCUCCAGGCAACAUUGCAACUCUAGGCUGCCCCCCCCAAGUUUUAUAACUGACAUGAUGUGAGGUUUCUGUUUUGAAUAAGCCAGGUCAGUCCUGAUGGUGGGCUUUCUCAGCGGAGAGGGCACAUCUAUUAUUUUUCUCUCUCUAGUUCACUCUCACUUUUUCUAGUCAAACAAAAACCAGAAGGUGAAAGGAACUUCAAGACAAAACAGCAAAAAAUAAAAAUAAAAUUAAAUUAAAAGUAAAACCAACAAAAGCAGGCAAAAUACUGAAAGCCGAGGGUUUGAUCUGAAGAAGCUUGAAUUUGGUGUUCUCUGUUGCCUUUCAUGAUGCCCAAGACUUCUGCCCUUUUGCUCCUUCCUCUCUCCCACUAGUACCAGGCGCUAGGCCAGAGUAAAGAAUGGCCACCGGAGCAUCCCCUGCAGGCUGCAGGCUGCAGGCUGCAGGCUGCUUUGGGUGGUGGUCAGAUCAAAGAGGAUUUAAAUUGCCCCCAACACACACACACACACACACACACACACACACACACACACACACACACACACACACACACGGGCUCCCACAGAUCGCACAGCUUCUGCUCUCUUUCUUGCCAUGUUUCCCAGCCCUGAAUGUUACCCACAGAACUGGCAGGACACAAGAUUACAAUGGGGAAACAGUCCAGUGAGGUGGAGGAUUCAUUUCCCACCCAGAACACACAUCUGUUGGGAGCAGAGCAAUGUUCACUUUUAAUCAUGUCGAAGUAAUUUUCUUAACUCAGGGAUGGAUUUUUGGUUUUGGUUUUUUUAAACUCUCUUUCCUUCCAAUCCACCACCAGGCACUUAUUGGUAACUCAGGAGAUGGGUAUUUUUCUCCCAAUUUCAAUGAAUCCUAACUGAGGUGUUCUCCUGAAUAAAACAUCUAGUUUCAAAACUCCUAGCUAUAUUCCUAAUCCUUAGGCCUCUCCUCUGUAAUUUUUUUAAAGUAUGGAAUUAAACACUUUUGUUUCUGUAUU